Molecule: messenger RNA, 355 nt
Organism: Condylura cristata (star-nosed mole)
Lineage: Eukaryota; Metazoa; Chordata; Mammalia; Eulipotyphla; Talpidae
Product: differentially expressed in FDCP 6 homolog
Exons: 3
Coding region: 59-355 (98 amino acids)
Cellular component (GO): cytoplasm; nucleus
Source: RefSeq, a predicted model, not a curated record
UUCCUGAAACCGGAUCUUUGUGUCAGAGCCGCCCCCAGGCUGGGCUGGCGCCUCAGCCAUGGCCCUUCGCAAGGAGCUGCUUAAGUCCAUCUGGUACGCUUUCACUGCGCUGGACGUGGAGAAGAGCGGCAAGGUCUCCAAGUCCCAGCUCAAGGUGCUGUCCCACAACCUGUACACCGUCCUGCACAUCCCCCACGACCCCGUGGCGUUGGAGGAGCACUUCCGAGAUGAUGACGAUGGCCCUGUCUCCAGCCAGGGAUACAUGCCCUACCUCAACAAGUACAUCCUGGAUAAGCUUGUCACCUUCACAAAAGUUUCUCCAACUGCUUCUCAGCCCCCUCCCAGUUCUUCCUGA